UUUCAAGCUUCUUUUACUCCUGAACUGAACAACACACACCACACAGGACUGAUCAGAAAACAAAGAUCGACUCUCCUUGUCUUCGCCUCCAUACUCUCCAAUUCUACAACUUCAAAAAACUCAUCCACCUCCCACUUCAUUCUGUCUCUAUUCAAAUCUCUGCCUAAUUUCAUUCUUUGACCCACAUUUUUUACUUAAUCCUGUGUUUACUUUGGCUGCAUUUGCCAAUCCAUCUCAGGAAAUUUGAUUUUGACAGCUAACACUCCAGUUUUAGCUAUUUCUUAACUUCCAAUUCAGCCUCUGGAAGCUCAAUUCCCCAUUAUUUGCCCCUCUAAAUUUCCUCAUCCUUCCUCCUGGUCCUCUCUUGUCCUGAUCAUUUGAUAUCAGCAUGUGGUCCAACUUCUUUGUCCAGCAAGAUGAGGAGGGUCGCAUCGGGGUGGCCGGAGCGGGACAAGCCGGCAGUUUGGGAGGAAUAAAAGGUGGCAGAGGACAGAGGAGGGCCCCAAAGAUGAGCGACAGCCAGGAAGGCAAGAUCAAACUGGCUUUCUUUGUGGCUAUCAUUGGUGUGACCUUGACAGUGUUGGGCAUGGGGACAGAGUUUUGGGUGGAGCUGGCCCAACCAAAGAAUUUCAGUGGCAACCAGACCUGCCAGAUGGCCCAUUAUGGCCUGUGGAAGGGCUGCAUCCGCACCCUGUGGGUGGCUGACAUAGACCCGGAGAGGACAAGCUGCGGCCCAGCUGAGCUACCUGGAGAAUCCAACUGCACCUACUUCAAAUUCUUCACCUCUGGGGAGAACGCAGUCAUAUUCAAGAAGACAACAAACAAAAAUCUGACCCUAGCAGCUGCUAUUUUGGCUCUUCUGAGUCUGACCAUGAUGGUGAUGGGCUCCAUCUGUAUUGCUAUGUCCCUCAGCAAAGGAGUGCCCUUCUUUCUCAAACCAGCCUCUUUCUGCUUCAUCCUGUCAGGUGUGCUGGUCCUCUUCUCAGUCCUGGUGUUCCAUCAGUCCGUGCUGGCCCUGCUCUCCAGUGAUCACUCUGUUCCUUUACACCAUGAGCUCUCCUGGUCUGUGGCCUGUGUGGGCUCAGCUGGAGGAAUCCUUAUCCUAGGCGGUUUCCUUUUCAUCCUCCUCGCCCUUCCUUUCAGUCCCUGGCAGAAAUGCUUGCCACACAAGAAUAGUGCUACCUAGCAUUAAAUGCUGAAGUACGGUGUUUUCAGUGUCUUGUUUGAGAGCAGGUGGAAGAGCCCCUUUCCUGAGGGCUGAGCCUUGACUUGCUCUUGGAUUUGAGUUUGUCAGAUAUGUCAUACAAGGUCUUAAUCACAUGUUUGAAGAGAAGGUAAGGACACACUUGUAAAGCCUCUGAAAUGUUAUCUUUCCUUGAAAAAUAGGUUUGGGGUUUUUGGUUGCUAGAUGAAAGGAGCAACAAAGAUAAUGUUGAUUUUUUUUAGAUUGUGUUGUAUUUACUAAGAUAUGUAUCAUGCUUGAUAGCCUCCUGAAUGGCCACACAUACAUCUAGUUUUUCUGCUACCUCCAGAAAAGAGAUUUUUACACUUGGUAAAUAUAGGAGCCCAUUUCUGCCAAAACAUGAAAAGACAGACUGAAGUUCAUAUUCUGAAUACAGUGGUUCUUAAACUUCACCUGCUGCCCCCUCCCUUUGGCAGAUGAAAAUAUUUUCAGCACACUGUCAAUCAUGAUUUUUGCAAACCAAGAGCUAUUUUUUUUUAGAAUUGCCCAUAUCAUAAAACUUCAAAAUGUUGUAGAAGUAACAACAAUCAUUGCCUGAACAGAAUUUAACAUCUGACCCUGAAGGUGAAAAAGUCCCUGAAAAUAAAAUCUUGAACAUCUUUUAAGAAAUAAACAGAUUUUACAUACUGCAUGCAACAUUUUAACCAAAUCAGUGCAUGAUGCUGAUAUGGAGGGUCCUCUAAAAUACACCCAAAAUAUUUUUUCUCCAAUGAAUUUUAAUGUGUUGCCUAGGGUUGCUCAAUGUCACUGUAAAUUACUGUCAACUUCUUUUAGGUGGAAAUGGACUUCCAUAGUACAAACACUAUUUUGUUUAACCUUAAUUUAAUCAGGUUAGUCAACUAAACUUACAGUCAUGUGCAUAUGUUUAAUGAAUGUAGGUUUCUAAGGAUUCAUCACAGGCCCGAUAUGCCACAUCCAGCGGUAGGGGAUGGACGCUUGACACAUGUUGACACGCGUGUCGCUUGGCAGCCAAGGUCAAGCUCGAUGGCAUUUCUUUUGUCCACCCUUGGUGAUUCGUUUUCCAGCCCUCUGGACAGAUGAUCACAGGCUCGUGGCAACCCUACUUCCUGCCCUGACUGUGCCACCCAGACUGUGCUUACUCACCACAUCCACCCUUUACCUAGCCCUAAAGCUGCGGCCUUUGUUAUUUUCUUCAACAAUGCCUUGGUAAUAUGCAAAGACAUCACGAGUAGGACAGGGGUUUUUGCCAAUCCUCCUUGACACCCUCAGGCAGCUUACUCUACAAAUCUAUGCCUUACUGUCACCUCAGUUUUUGGCCCAUGCCUAAGACUUAUGCACACUACUUCAGUUUUCUUUAAUGCUAACAAUCAGUAUGAAGGAGGUCCUGGUUGUGUUACUUUUCUCAUGUGGGACGUGAUGGUUAUGAAUGGAGUCUAGCUGAUAAAUAAGGGGCUUCUCGUCUUUAUUUAUGACUGUGUGUUUAUUAUUGUAUGUGUGUGUUAUAGCCAGUGUGUGACUUCAGUAAAUCAGAUGAGUGUAUGUUUAAUUAAAUCAACUGUGAGAAGUGAUUAAAAUACCAUUUUUAUACCAGAGAAUUGUAUGGACUUUCUUUAUAAAGCUCAACUUUGUACAUAAAGUGAAUGAAUGAGUUUAAUGAAUGUUUACUUUUUAUCUGUUUUGUUGUCUCCACUCCUUUUAUUUACAGUAUGUCUGCAGUAAAACACAUAAAUGUACAAACUGUGAUGACAGGUUUGCUUUUCA
Molecule: messenger RNA, 2965 nt
Organism: Cheilinus undulatus (humphead wrasse)
Lineage: Eukaryota; Metazoa; Chordata; Actinopteri; Labriformes; Labridae
Gene: cacng6b
Product: calcium channel, voltage-dependent, gamma subunit 6b
Exons: 5
Coding region: 389-1186 (265 amino acids)
Biological process (GO): regulation of calcium ion transmembrane transport via high voltage-gated calcium channel
Cellular component (GO): membrane; L-type voltage-gated calcium channel complex
Molecular function (GO): calcium channel regulator activity
Source: RefSeq, a predicted model, not a curated record